AUGUCAAAAGAGCAACACGGUCUCGACCACUCGAGAGAUCCCUGCCCUUGGGUAGCAUUAUCAGAUUUCGGUGGCGCGUUCUGUAUGGGAGCGAUCGGAGGCGCAGUAUGGCACGGCAUCAAAGGUUUCCGCAAUAGCCCAUACGGUGAACGACGGAUAGGAGCUCUCACAGCAAUCAAGGCUCGCGCACCUGUACUCGGCGGCAACUUUGGUGUCUGGGGUGGCAUGUUCAGCACAUUCGACUGCGCAGUCAAGGGCGUACGAAAGAAGGAGGAUCCGUGGAACGCCAUCAUCGCCGGUUUCUUCACCGGUGGUGCGCUCGCUGUUCGUGGUGGACCUCGAGCUAUCCGCAACGGCGCAAUCGGAUGUGCCGUCUUGCUUGCCGUUAUUGAAGGAGUUAGCAUCGGAUUCCAAAGAAUGAUGGCAGAGGGAACUAAAUUGGAGAUGCCACCACCACCGCCAUCAAACUCGUCUGCCGGCAGCGAGGGCAAGCUCGCACUCGCAUAA
This is a messenger RNA of Dissoconium aciculare CBS 342.82, 507 nucleotides long. Its product is annotated as Tim17-domain-containing protein. Bases 1 to 507 code for a protein of 168 amino acids. The transcript is spliced from 3 exons. Gene Ontology annotation, cellular component: mitochondrial inner membrane; TIM23 mitochondrial import inner membrane translocase complex. The record is from RefSeq and is a predicted model, not a curated record. NCBI's taxonomy places the organism in Eukaryota, Fungi, Ascomycota, Dothideomycetes, Mycosphaerellales, Dissoconiaceae. Gene Ontology annotation, biological process: protein import into mitochondrial matrix. Gene Ontology annotation, molecular function: transmembrane protein transporter activity.